Yarrowia lipolytica CLIB122 is the source of this 1194-nucleotide messenger RNA. Its product is annotated as mitochondrial 54S ribosomal protein mL44. NCBI's taxonomy places the organism in Eukaryota, Fungi, Ascomycota, Dipodascomycetes, Dipodascales. Gene Ontology annotation, biological process: RNA processing. Gene Ontology annotation, molecular function: double-stranded RNA binding; ribonuclease III activity. The record is from RefSeq and is a predicted model, not a curated record.
AUGAUUCGAACCAGUCGACUUUUGCGGGUGUCUCGAGUGGCCGUGUCCCGGUCCAGACUCAUCACGUGCGCCCCGAGAAGCUUCACCUCUGACCACAAACCCAAGACUCCUCCCCAGGCCCCCACCAUGGACCCCACAGCUCUUCGGUACCCCAACUCUGAUCUGAGUGUCAAUCUUCGAGACGUGGCCAAGGGCGACUACCUCGUCCCCGGUGACUUGGCCCGACAGUCGCCUGCUCUCAAAACUCUGCAUGCUCGUCUUGGUCUGCCCGAGGCUCUGCCGUUGUCUACUCUGGCCCAGUGUCUGACCUGUCCCGAGGCCGACACUGUGGGAGAGGACGGCCGAAAGCUGGCCGACAACUACGGCAUGUCUGUGUUUGGCGGCAGUCUGCUCAAGUAUCACGUGACGGAGAAGUUUGUGGUCCAGUACCCCCGGCUUCCUCUACCCAUUCUCAACUCACUGCUGGACUCCCAUCUGAGUCUGCGAUCUCUGACUCGUCUGGCCGAGUCCUGGGGUGUCGAGACCGACCGACGAUCUGCCUUUGAGCGACACAUGUCCAACGACUCGCUCGCAAACACCCUGGGUUACCUGAGAUACAAGCCCGUGGAGGACGACGUCAGCAACGCCUCCAAGGACGGUGUGUUCGACUCCUACACUCCCCGAUCCGACGUGAAGAAAUACAACCAGAAGCAAAAGAAAAACUCGCAGCACAACUACGACUCGCAGGUCUACGUGUUUGACUCGUCAGCUCCCGAGGGCUACGAGCGAUCGGCUGCCCGGUUUGUGCAGGCUCUGGUGGCCGCCAUCCACGCACACGUGUCGCGAGACGAGGCGCUUAAGUUCAUCGACAACUUCAUUCUGUCGCGAGCCGUCGACGUUGAGUCGCUCUUCUCCUUCAACCAGCCCCACAAGGAGAUUGUGCGAGUGUGUGCACGAGAGGGACUGGAGCGACCUGAGGCCCGACUCAUGGCCGAGACCGGCCGUCUGUCCAAGGCCCCCGUCUUUGUUGUUGGUGUCUUUUCCGGCAAGCACAAGCUUGGAGAAGGCCAGGGAGCGUCGCUUGCCGAGGCCAAGAUCCGAGCUUCGGUCAACGCUCUCAAGGGAUACUACCUGUACUCCCCCAUUGAGCAGACCCGACCCCAGGAAGAGGGGUACAAUGGGACUUUUAUCGACAAGGGUCCCGUUGUUAUUUAG